Messenger RNA from Drosophila takahashii, 517 nucleotides. RefSeq lists its product as uncharacterized. Lineage: Eukaryota; Metazoa; Arthropoda; Insecta; Diptera; Drosophilidae. The record is from RefSeq and is a predicted model, not a curated record.
AACCAUGCAUUUGCGAAAAUUCUUGUGUUGUAUGCCCCUGAAAUAUGGAGUGAUUAUAGCGGGCGCUUCCUUCGGCCUGCUGGACUUCAUCAUAGGUUGCUACGGGUGGAACAUGCUUAUUAAAAACGAAUUCCCGAAAUUUGUGGUCGAGUUCUUUAGGACCAUGGACACCCGAAUCUGUGUGGCUGGAUUUGCUACUGUCCUUUGGCUGUUAAUGAUCAAUAAUUUCCUUUUGGUCUAUGCCGUGCUUUACAAAAAGCUUCUGCUUAUCGGGACAUGGCUGUUGAUAAACUACAUGGUGUUUUUAUUCACUCUCGUCACCGUGUUGUUGGAUUCCUGGGCGUUUAUCAGAAUUGGUUGUCUCGGAUAUUGUUUGAUCGUUGUGAAGUCCUACUAUACUGAACUGUCCGUGGUUGAGGCUGUAGAAUCUGAUUCCAGCAGAGGAGCAUCGGAAAGUGAGGAUGAAUCAAACGCAUAAAUUGUAAUAUCUCCCUUAUUUUUGAAACGAAAAUAUACA